This is a messenger RNA of Nycticebus coucang (slow loris), 4953 nucleotides long. It is a transcript of the gene PSD2, whose product is annotated as pleckstrin and Sec7 domain containing 2. The transcript is spliced from 17 exons. Gene Ontology annotation, molecular function: phospholipid binding; guanyl-nucleotide exchange factor activity; protein binding. The record is from RefSeq and is a predicted model, not a curated record. The coding region runs from base 425 to 2749 and encodes 774 amino acids. Gene Ontology annotation, biological process: regulation of ARF protein signal transduction. NCBI's taxonomy places the organism in Eukaryota, Metazoa, Chordata, Mammalia, Primates, Lorisidae.
CUGAGGCAAGGGAUAACCCAUAUGACCUCCGUUCGCUUUCUUGGUACCCUUGUGCAGCACCUAACCUAUACAUCUAUACUCAGCAGCUGUGUUGGUGACUUCGAUGAACGGUGUCAGUGGAGUGUGUGUGGGUGGAGGGAUAAGAGCUGGAUUACAGUUCCUUCAAAAAAGAGAAGAAUUGGAGACAGCAAGGAUGGACAAUUUUCUCAAUGAGCUUUGCCAUAACAGCUUUUCCACAGCCGUGGUUCUGACACCUGAAGGGACAGAAGCGAGCUCUGGAAGCUCCAACAGACUGAGCAGGACCGUCAGUACAGCGCGGCCUCCGCAUGGCCCCGUCGUGAGAGGCCGGACCCAGAGGCUGGGACCAGGAGCGGUCUAGUGGAGUCCUAGGAGCAGCCAGGAAGGGGUGGAAGCAGUGGCUGCCAUGGAUGAGGAUAAGCUCCCCUCUGCCCUGCCUGAGGAAGGUGGUACCACCUGGGACCCCAACCUGGACCCAGAUGAGGAGCCCAGGGUCCAGAGUAGAACAGCAGCUGAUGAGGGCCUGGGAAGCAGCCUUGGGUGCCUGGGGCACGAGCAAAGGGGCAUGCUGGCAUGUGCUGAGGAGCCCACAAAGAACGUGGAUGUGGCUCUCCAUGGCCUCAGCCUUGGCCUCUCUCUUACCAAUGGCCUAGCCCUGGGACCAGACUCGAGCAUUCUGGAAGAUUCAACAGAAUCCAGGCCUUGGAGGACUGGUGAGCUGGCAGAGGGGGAUGAUACCCCCGGGAGCCUUUGUUCAGACACUGAAGACCCUCAGCUGGGGCUGGGAGGUCCUGGGGAGCCAGACGUGCGGGAUGGCUUCAGUGCCACAUUUGAGAAGAUUCUGGAGUCAGAGCUGCUGCGGGGCACCCAGUACAGCAGCCUCGACUCCCUAGACGUGCUGAGCCUCACAGACGAGAGUGACAGCUGUGUCAGCUUCGAAGCCCCUCUCACGCCGCUCAUCCAGCAGCGGGCCCGUGAUAGCCCUGAGCCAGGGGCUGGGUUGGGCAUUGGGGACAUGGGGUGUGAGGGGGACAUGGGGGCAGCGGGUGGUGAUGGGGAGCUGGGCAGCCCCCUGCGGCGCUCCAUCUCCAGCAGCCGCUCGGAAAACGUCUUGAGCCACCUGUCUCUCACGGCUGUGCCCAAUGGAUUCCACGAAGAUGGACCCCAGAGCCCAGGUGGGGACGAGGAUGAUGAUGAUGAGGACACAGACAAGUUGCUGAAUUCUGCCAGUGACACCAGCCUGAAAGACGGCCUGUCAGAUUCAGACUCAGAGCUGAGCAGCUCAGAGGGGCUGGAGCCUGGUAGCACAGACCCGCUGGCCAACGGGUGCCAGGGCGUCAGUGAAGCUGCUCGCCGCCUGGCACGCCGCCUCUAUCACCUUGAGGGUUUCCAACGCUGUGAUGUGGCCCGGCAGCUGGGCAAGAACAAUGAGUUCAGCAGGCUGGUGGCCGGGGAGUACCUCAGUUUCUUCGACUUCUCAGGCCUGACUCUGGACCGAGCACUCAGAACAUUCCUGAAGACUUUCCCACUGAUGGGGGAGACUCAAGAGCGUGAGCGGGUCCUUACACACUUCUCUCGCCGCUACUGCCAGUGCAACCCUGAUGACAGCACCUCGGAAGAUGGGAUCCACACACUCACCUGUGCCCUGAUGCUGCUCAACACAGACCUGCACGGACAUAACAUUGGCAAGAAGAUGUCCUGUCAGCAAUUCAUUGCCAACUUGGACCAGUUGAAUGAUGGCCAAGACUUUUCCAAAGAUCUGCUGAAGACCCUUUACAACUCCAUCAAGAAUGAAAAGCUGGAAUGGGCCAUUGAUGAGGAAGAGCUGAGGAAAUCUCUGUCUGAGUUGGUGGAUGACAAGUUUGGGAUGGGCAUAAAGAAGGUGACACGCAUCCUGGAUGGAGGCAACCCCUUCCUGGAUGUUCCGCAGGCUCUCAGUGCCACCACCUACAAGCACGGUGUGCUGACCCGGAAGACUCACGCUGACAUGGAUGGCAAGAGGACGCCCCGUGGGAGGCGUGGCUGGAAGAAAUUCUACGCGGUGCUCAAAGGGACCAUCCUUUACUUGCAGAAGGAUGAGUACAGGCCCGAUAAAGCUCUGUCAGAAGGCGACUUGAAGAAUGCCAUUCGCGUGCAUCAUGCUCUGGCCACCAGGGCCUCUGACUACAGCAAGAAGUCCAACGUGCUCAAGCUGAAGACAGCCGACUGGAGGGUCUUCCUCUUCCAGGCACCAAGCAAGGAAGAAAUGCUGUCCUGGAUCCUUAGGAUCAACCUGGUGGCAGCCAUCUUCUCGGCCCCAGCCUUCCCAGCUGCUGUCAGCUCCAUGAAGAAGUUCUGUCGGCCCUUGUUGCCUUCCUGCACCACUCGCCUCUGCCAGGAAGAGCAGCUGCGGUCUCAUGAGAAUAAGCUGAGACAGGUAACUGCAGAGCUGGCUGAGCACAGGUGUCACCCAGUCGAGAGGGGCAUUAAGUCCAAGGAGGCUGAGGAGUACCGGCUAAAGGAGCACUAUCUCACGUUUGAGAAAAGCCGUUAUGAGACCUAUAUCCACCUCCUGGCUGUGAAAAUCAAAGUGGGUUCAGAUGACCUGGAGCGGAUUGAGGCCCGCCUGGCCACCCUGGAAGGGGAUGACCCUUCUCUCCGGAAGACACACUCAAGCCCUGCCCUCAGCCAAGGCCACGGGCCUGUGACUGGCAGCAAAGCCACAACGGAUGCCACUGGGCAUGAUACUUAGCUGGCAUGAAUGCAAAGGCCCUGGAGGCAGGCAAAUGCCCCCAUAGGGGUCAGUGAGCACAAUUCCAGCCAGGGGCCACUUGGACCAAGCUCCAGGCAGUUAAUGGGCAGUCAGAGGAGUGUGGAGAGCCUGUAGGCCGAGGAAAUGGGGAUGUCAUUCAUGGCACUGAUCUUCCUAUAUCCUGGGGUACCUCUGGGCCUCAGACGCUCUUCUCAGCCCUCAUUCCCUCUCCACCACAGAGCCUGAUUUUGUAGGGCAGUUGUGUGCAUGUUCUAGACACCAUCUCGCUGGAAAAGCUGGGAGGGCCAUUGUCUUCCUAGGUCUUCCUCUUCUCCCAAGCUCCUCCCCGCUGUCUCCUCAUUUGUGAGGGCAGGUCUCCAUGUGGACUCCACCCCUUCUCCUCCUCCUUCCCCUGAGUUGAGCAGCAGCAGGUCUGCAGACCACCAGCACCAUCACCCCCCCUCCCUAGGCCUCCUGCCUCACAUCGCAAUAAUCCAGGCCUGGGCCUGCUCCCUCUCAAUGCCAAGUUGACUCCACUCAUGUAUAUGUCCACCUCUCCUUCCACCUAUCGAGGCCACUAUUGCCUCCUUUUUAUACAGACAUAAAUGUACAUAUAUAAGAAGGAUAGAUAUAAGGAACCCCUUUAAAGAUGGUUUGGGAGUUGAUUGUCAGUCAGGGGAUGAAAUAACAUGAAGGAAACCCCUAUUUUGGAGCUCUACCUGUUAGGAGGAGGGCUACCUCUGGCCUGGCAGUCCUGGUGCUCUGGUAGAGAAGAGGGCUCACCCUGUUUCUUCCCUCUUGUGGCUGACCUGUGACUUACACUGCUCUUACAGUUAAUGCUUUUCGAAAAAAUAGAGCAUGGGUGGACCACCCCAUCUGUCCUAUGGACCUCCUAGGGUGUGAAUGGGAUGGAACAAUAGCCCUGUUUAUUGUAUUUGAGUCUUAAUGUUUGUAUUGCCAGGUCUCUGAGCUCCAGAGUUGGCUUCUUGGACACAUCUACUGCUACAUGAAUAAAAAACACUCAGCCUUGCAAAUAGCCACUUGUCACCAAGCCCAAAGAUGGGGAAAGUUAUGGAAAUCAUUAAUUCUAAUCUUGGGAAAAAGUGGAAUGACAAGUUAUUGUUUUUUGUUUUUUUUUUUUUAAACGGAGUCUCAUUCUGCUGUGGGUUGAGUCAUAGUCAUAUGGCAUCUUAGCUCAUAGGAACCUCAAAUUCUUGGGCUCAAGAGUUCCUCUUGCCUUAGCCUCCCAAGUAUCUGGGACUACAGGCACCCACCAGGAUGCCCAGCUAGUAUUUCUAUUUUUAGUGGAGACAGGGUCUUGCUCUUGCUCAGGUUAGUCUUGAACUCCUGACCUCAAGCAAUCCACCUGCUUUGGCCUCCCAACAAUUUAUUGUUUUUAAGUUGCUAUUUCUUUCAUUUUUCUAGUAAAUCAGAAAGGCUUAGGUAAGGAGAUGUCUGGGAAGAAUAGAGAAAUUUGCCAUGUGAUGAUCACAGAUUGACAUCUUUCAUUUGACUCUGCAUUCUUCCGACUGACAAGUUGGUGGGUGUGAUGGAACCUUCAUUGUGGCUGUCGUGAGCAAAUCCUCUCUAUUGUUUAAAUAGAUCACAGUAGUUUGGCCAGCAAUUUGAACUCCAUGGCAACAUAUUUAGUUAAUAUAAUAAGCCAGCCUUGCAACUAAGUACCUAACAUUUACAAACCCUCUCACAUUUAAUGCAAAGGAUGGUUGAGUUUGUAGAGAGAAGUAGUGAUUUAAAUCUAGAUUAUUUAAAUUGGAUCAGUUGAAAUGUGUUUUAUAAACAAACCAUCUGGCCCCUUCAUUUUGCUCAGAGGAAGUAAAUGUUCAUUUAAAUGAAAUUGAAAACACAAAGUGGCAACAUAAAAGAGCUCUCUGUACUUUCUCCAUGCUGCCUCAAAUGUCCUUUGGUUUUUGGGGUCAGUGUCCCAACCUCUACUUCACAAAGGUGGUGUGUGGAAAGCAGAGAUGCAAGCUCCAGCAGCUGCAGACAGAUGUGCUUCCCCAAGCACUAGUUGUGCCUCCCCUCAGUAAAAAAAUUUUUAGUUUGCUUCCUUAACUGUAUAAUUAUUUAUUUGUAAAUUAUAUACAUGUACUACUGUACUAAAAUACUAUGUACAUUAUGAAACCUACACAAAAAUAGAAAUUUAAAAAAGAUGAUAAGAAAAUAAAUCUAAAUCAAAGUUCUAA